AGAAUGUUGAAUUCGUUAACCAUACUUAGCACAGUAUUUGAGCAAAUUGUGUAAAUUCACAAUUUAAUUUUAACGAAAUUAACAGUGUUAACGUUAACAAAUGCCACCAAAGAAGAAACCAAACGAGCCAGGAAAGAAAGCUGAUCAGAAGAAAAAAGAAAAAAUUAUUGAAGACAAAACUUUUGGCUUAAAAAAUAAGAAGGGUGCUAAGAACCAGAAAUUCAUACAGCAAGUUCAACACCAAGUAAAGUUUGGAAACCAGAGUGGUCGAAAGGUAGAGCAGUUGAAGCAAGUGGGGAAGAAAGAUGAGAAGAAAAAAGAGGCAGAAGAACUAAACCAGAUUUUCAAACCUGUAACAACACAGAAAGUAGAAAAAGGAAUUGACCCUAAAUCUGUAUUAUGUGCCUUUUAUAAGCAAGGUCAGUGUAAGAAAGGUGAUAAGUGCAAGUUCUCCCAUGAUGUCAGCAUUGAAAGGAAAAGUGAGAAGAAGAACAUCUAUUUCGACGUACGGGAUGAAGAUUCAAUGGAAAAUUGGGAUGAAGCCAAGCUUAAAGAGGUUGUUGAGACAAAACACGGUGAGGCUGAUAAAAAGAAACCACCAACAAACAUAGUAAGUUAUGGCUGGUUCUGGGAUUGCCCUAAUGGGGGAGACAAGUGCCAUUACCGACAUGCACUUCCACCUGGUUUUGUUCUCAAUAAAGACAAGAAGAAAAACCAAGAGAAGAAAGAUGAUAUUUCCCUUGAAGAUCUUGUUGAAAAGGAGAGAGCUGCUCUAGGGUCUAACCUUUGCAAGAUUACAUUUGAAACAUUUUUGGCUUGGAAAAAGAAAAAGAUUCAAGAUAAGAAGGAAAAAGCUCAGGUGGAACAGGACAGGAAAAAAGCAGAAUUUAAAGCUGGUCAUCACAUUGGUCUUAGUGGUCGAGAAAUGUUUACAUUCAAUCCAGAAUUAGCUCUGGAAGUCCAGAUGGAUGAAGAUGAGGCUGCUUAUGACCUUCUGCCUCGAGAAGACGAUGAAAACUCUGAAUUGUAUGUAGAAAUAACAGCUGAAGCCCUUAGCCUUCAAGCACAACAGUUUCAGAAUGUGGGAACAACUUCUCCAAAUAACUUUCAUGAAGUGAACAGAAGAAAAGAAAGAUUAGAUGGAGAAGAAGAAAAGCUUCCUGAAGCAGUGGGUGGAGAAGAUAAUAUUGCAGCCACAAUAGGUGAAGAAGCUAUUCCAAUUGAUGAAAAUCUUUUUGAUGAAGAUGAUGAAGAUCUCGAAGAACUGGAAGAAGAUCUAGAAAGGUUGGAUGUGGAAUAACAUGUGUACUAAGUAGGAUCCUAGUAAAGUUAUAAAGACCAAAAUCUGGCUAUUUUGUCCAAGUCAAAAGCAUCCAAGACAUCACUUAUUGACUUAAUUCCAGAAGUAUUGAUAUUUUACCAAAAGCUUUUUAUUUAUUUCACGAGUAAAUACCUGUUUUUUAAUUUCUUGCCACAACUGACAUAUGUUUUUCAAACUCAGGUAUUUUCUUACAAAGUUGCAACAAACAAUAUUAUACUGAUCUUGGCAUUGCAGCUAUGUCUUGUUAUUCCUAAUAAGUUUUUAGAUUAUUUCAGAUACUUCAAUGCUCAACACACUGUCUGAUAAUGUCUAUAAAAUGAAAAUCACAAUAUUGUCUAAAAACAGACAUACUAGUAUAUACAAUAUGAUCACAGUUUUGUAGAGGAAAUAUCACACUAUAACCAGGAGUGAGUGUAACAUGUAUGAAAGAUGAUGACAAACUAAUUCUUUGCAUCAUACAUGGAGCACUAUAAAUUAAUAUAAAUUACUCAUGCUUACUCCUGAUCAGGAACAGAUUUAGUAUCUAUGAAAAAUUUGAGAAAGAAUUCUAACACGAAAAGCUUGAUGGAUUGAAGAUAAGAUAACUCCCUCCCCCCAUUCCCACUCCGCACACAACCAGUCAAAGGUACUACAUUUAAGAAACAAAUCAAGCAUCAUAAACUGUAUACAGAGAUCUACUAUAAUACAAUCAACGAAGGAGUGCUAUGUUUCCUAGCACUACUAUUACUGAGAGAGGAGGAGGAGAGAGUAGGAGAUGGCAACAUUGAUGAAAAGAAGAAUGAGAACUGACUUGAAAAUAGGAUGUAUUAUUCUGAACAUCUUCCACACACACACACCCAUUGGUGUUCCACAAUGAGUCUUUAAACAUUCAUUUGCAUUAUUGAACACCUGAUAAUAAAAUUAUCUAUACAGAUCUUUGGAUGAAUCACGUUCAAGUCAAAUCUUCAUCAUUGAGUCAUGGUAAAUACAGAGAGAUCUGGUGUAUUCAUUUUCGCCCUUAACUUCAUCCCAAACUGAUUAAGGGUUAUAAGGUGGAUCAUUGUAGAAAAUCAUGUUAAAACAUUUUUUUUUAACAUUGCAUUCAGUGUCAUACUGAUAUUUGAUGGCAUCCUGUGCAAAAUAUAGAUUUUGGCAUUCCCCAACCCAACCCAUUAGUUUGCUUUCUUAGGCAAUCAGUGUCCCCUCCUUUCAAGUUGGCACCCUUCACAGUCCUGAUUACAUUGACAGAAUUGAUACAGCAAUGUAUCUUUAUAAGGAGACACAGAUGGAAAUAGGUAUCAGAAGGUUUAACACUUAUUAAAAAAUGCUACCAUUUGCUCCUGCAUUAGAUUUUUUUCAUUAACUGCCCAUUUUCUCAGAAAUGGCUGCAAGUUACAAUAACUGGAUAAUACAGAUGGCAGAGACCAAAAUCAUAAUAUCCAUCUAAUCUGGUACCACGAUUAGUGGUUGGCACUGUUGAAUAACUAGUGUGCCAAAAGAAGACAUUUGGUUUAGAGAUUUUCUCAUAGAUUUAAUAAGCUCACAGAUCAGUCUAAGUUGCAUACUACUUUGAAAUACUAAAAUCAGUUAAUAUUUUUUUGGCAAUGAACAAAAACUGCUCUAAGUUUCACAUGUGACUUCCUUGCCUGCAUAUCCAAGUUUAUGUCUAAUGUAUUGCUUGUAGCAUUGGCCAAAGCCAUGGUAGGUUUAAUCUUUGCAAAACAUCAUUCAGAAUUUUAAACAAUGUUUAAGACCUAGUUUCUUGGUUAGAAUGAAACCUGAUAAAUAUAUCCUGUACUUCUGACAAGGAAAGAGCUGAUCCAUUCAUUUUAUCCUAAACUUAUCCCAAAAAUGUUUGAAUUGAAUACUAAGAUGGAGGUAUUUUUUUACUGGAAAAAAGAUGACCUUUCUCCAUUUACAGUGGUGAUAUUUCUGUUGAAUAAAUAUUGUGUAAUUUAUACAAACCAACAAUUUUAGGUGAAAGAAAACUUGUUACGUUAAGAACAAUAUUGCUUUCAGUUUUGUUUUAAAUAGAGAAAGUAUGACAUUUGAUAAAAAAUACACAUACACUGAUUUAUUUAUUCAAGAAAUAUAAACUUUUAAAUAUAAGAAUGCUCAUUGUUGUUGUAGCAAUAUAAUAUUUUCAUGUACUAGUCUCUGUUUUACUCCUUCAAUAUGAAUAUACUGUAAUUUCCAACAUUUCAUUAAUAGUGUCAUGAAAUACUCAAGUGUAAAAAUCUGUUUAAUCUUAAGAGUUCAGCACGAUGUUUUCCUCUAAAUUGUGAUAGGUUUACAAAAUUCUAAUUUCGUCUGUUCAUGAUAAAUAUAAACAGAGAAUGAAAAAUGUUGGUAAAUAAUAUUAAGAAAAACUGAUAAAACCUUAGUGCUUAUAAUUGGUGAACAUAUCAUCAUCAGAUGAAUUGCACUUGGAAAAUUUUAUCUGUGUUCUUAAAUAACAAAUCACUUAAAUCACUAACCUCUGAAUAGGCUGACUACUGUGGUGUAAUUGAUAACACAAUUACAAGUCUUUGACAGAAAACCUAAUGAAGAAGAUUGGUCCACAUUCACACUACUGACUACACUAAAUGAGUGAGAUUUGGAGAGAGUGUGAUACAAUAAGUUAACACUUGCUUGGAGAACACCUGAACUUAAAAAGGAAACAGACUACGAUUAGUUCGGCUACAUUUGAUAACACACUAAAUGAGCAGUUUAGGCACACUUGACACAAGUACUGAGCUUAGUUUUAAAAAUAUAGUAACAUUUUAUCACUUUUUAUAUGAAACUACAAAAUGCUAUGAUGAUAAACUAUUUAUUAGAGAGGCCGAGUCCACCCAUUAAAAUAACAACAACCAAUCAAGGGCCUCACACUUCAUUAUUCCAGCCGUGCACAUCCUUAGUAAUGGUGAGAAGUCUCAAUACGUUGACGGCCUUAAUGAGCUUGGCAGUCGAUAGGCCUAAAGCCCAAUUAUCCAACUGGUAGCAUUGCAAAGCGGCCUAAUGAUCCAGUAUGGUCGAUGGUCUAAAAAUACUCCUCUCCCCCUUAAAAAAAACUGGUAGUGCACAUGAAAAAAUUCAUUCUGCACAUGGAUUGAAAACAUUAGAGGGAACAUUGGGCUCAGUACUUAAAGCCCACCUUAAGUCAGUGCCUUUGACUUGAGUUAGGUGUUCACUAGUUUAGUUAUAUUGUGUAACAUGAUAAACAUGGUCACAAUUGAAAUGCCAUGGAAUUCUCUUGGCUGUAUUGCAACAACUUAAUUUCGAUUUCCUUUAAAAUUAACAAUGUUGGUGUUAGGCUACCCUGUAUCAUAUUGUAAGAAGUUUUAAAGUGGAGUAUCAUAUAUUACAUUUUGAGAAGUCUUAAGCACUUUAUUAACAAAUGUGUUAGAUUUGGAUAACUAUUUUAGUAUAUUACAAGUAUUUGGACUGGGUCAUUCUGUACAUUUUCUCAACUUAGAGAAGUCAUGGAUUUGAGUAUUACAAUUUGUAUGGUGCUAAGAUAUACCACUUUAAAGCAGAAUUUUGUAAACUGCCUCAUUAAGAUAUGUUUCUGUUCCUAACCAGGAGUCAGUUUUCACAGAAACUUGUAGAGCUGGCAGUUCUGUGUUAAUAUUUGUAAGAAGUCGCUUCCUACAGUAAAGAUAGAAUCCACAGUUACUGUAAAUAUAUUUUUAUAUAAAUCGGUGUUAAUAGAAACUAGAUUUCAAGAUAAUCAGCAUUAUAUUUUGUACAGUGAAUGUAUUAGUAAUUUCUUUUAAUCUGGACAUAAAUGGAGCUAUUUAAUUCUCUGUCAGAAUGGGUGAAAUAUUUCUAAGAUUUUUUCCUACUCAUUAUUGGUAAUAUUUCUGUAGAAAAAAUUAUCCAUUACUUGUGAAAAUGGCCCAUGUUGCUGUGUGUAAGAUCUUUACUUACAGUAUUUAAAUUACUGUCUUCCAGCAGAACUUGGCUUUAGCCGUUAUUCAGUAAGUUUCCUGUUCUGUUCAUCCAUGAUAGAUUCUUUAAAAGUAUAAUUUCAUCUGUAAAUUCCUAAUUAACUUGUGGGGCAUUUGUUUUACAAAAAAAGAUGUCCUUUCUGUAUUAACAGUAGUAAUGUUUCUGUUGAAACGAUAUUGAGUAAAUUAUUCAAACCAAUGGUUCUAAAGGAAGAAAAAAAACUUGUUAAAUUAAAAAUAAGAACACAAUUGUGUUUAUUAACAAGGAAAGUGUGAUGUUUUUGAAAAGAUAAAAAAUAACAUUGAAAUACAUUUAGCUCAAGAAAAAUAAACUUUUAACAGUGUUCUUGUAACAUUAUCUGAGUGGAUUAUGUGUGCACAUAUGUUGAAUAUAUUUUUAAUGCCAAGUUUUAUUUUUUAAAUAAUUGGUUAUUUUCAUCGAGUUGCUUCUAUUAAAGAACUGUUUAAUAUAACAUUUUUGAACAUACGUUCAAAUGACACCAUUUGACAAAAUUUAAGUACCACUGAAAAAUGUUUUAUUGACUGUUCUAGUUGAAAGUAGGCCAAAGAUGAUAUCUUUUUCUUUGUAGUGGACCAUUUUUAUUGAAAAUCUGAAUGAUUUCAUCCUCAGCCUUGUCUUCAGUCAGCAUUGUCUAUUAAAAACUUUUCAGUGUGUGCUCAAAAUAUUAAGAAUAAACUUUUAACAAUGGAUUCUAUUUUACUUGUAUUCAUAAAAUAUAUAUAUAUAUUUUUUCUUGACAUUAAUGUUUCAUCCAAUUCUGAUAAAAAAGAACUUUUCUAGAGAGUAUUAGUCUUAAAUGUUUAGAAAAGGAUGUAACCAGAUUUUCAAACAGUAUGUAUCAGAAAAUCAACUACAAGGUUAGUAUAACUUAAAAUAAAUUUUUUGUUUCUUAAAAUGAAAUGCUAGAAAAUCCAUCAACUAAAAUUCAAAUUUUUUGUUUUGUUUUUUUAAAAUUAAGACACGUUUGGUUGAAUCAUAAUUAUUUUCUUUUUGGGGGGGAAAUCAAAAAGUUAUUUAAUGGUAUAGAUCAAAACAAAUGGUUGCCUGUGCUUUUUUAUUUUGAUAAAUGAUUCUCUUGUUAUUAAUAUUUUGCUUACCUCAUAAGAACUAAAGUAAAGAAAGAUGUUAUGAAAUUUGUAUUGGUAGUAAUAAAGCCCCAAAUAAAGCUCUUAACAAAAUUACAAUCUGGAUCACCACUUUUGUCUUACUUGCAUCUGCUGUGUUUUUCCAAGUCAUUUACUUAUUUUUUUGAGGAAGGCUUAUUUUGCGUACUUUUCUCUUCUUUUUUUUUUUACCACCCAACACUCUUCUUUAUUUAUUAAUAACAAUUCCUGUUAUGUCAGUUCUAAUAAAGCUCUUAACAAAAUUACAAUCUGGAUCACCACUUUUGUCUUACUUGCAUCUGCUGUGUUUUUCCGAGUCAUUUACUUAUUUUUUUGAGGAAGACUUAUUUUGUGUACUUUUCUCUUUUUUUUACCUACCCAACACUCUUCUUUAUUUAUUAAUCACAAUUCCUGUUAUGUCAGUUUUUUAUGUACUGAUAGUGGUUAUAGCCACUAAAUUAUAAUAUUCUGUAUGAUCAAUACUCAAACAUCAUUUAAUUUUUGCUUAACCUGCAAAGUAAUUUUAUUGUUUCAGACAGAUGACUGUUGCAUUAUUACUGAUUUAUCAUUAUUUGUUUAAUAACCUAUAUUACAGUAAGCCUUAGCUUAAACGGAAGUGUUUGCAACAUCAAGUUUAUCAACCACUGUACUUCUGAAAGCUGGUUAGAGUUACCAAAAAAUAUUUUUAUGUGUUAUUGAACUUUAAUACUGUCAGACAAGAUUCCAGGUACUUUAAACGUGAAGAGACUGAAGAUUGAGAAUAAAUUACAAUUAUUUACAUGUCUGUAGGAGCUGGAGAUACUAUUGAAGUUCUUAAGAUUGUAAUUUUUAUUGUUAGAAACCUAAUUGGCACAUACCUGCUAUCUGAAGUUGAUAAUAACUUUUGAGUUUAGAUUAAUGCAAUGUACAUGGGCUUGGUCCAUUCGACUAACCCUGUAUUGGAGAAGGGAUAUUGACUAUAAUUCAGAAUUUACUAUGUGUAUCUACACAAAAUGUGGCAAGCUUUUAGUGAAAUGUACAAGUCUGUUAUACUGAAGAAAUCAGCUUAGUUACAAAGCACUGUAAAUUUGCCAUGUUUAAGUUUGAUGAUAACUCCAUGUUUAAGCUUGGUGAUAACUCCUGAAGUAAAAAGAAUGUCUAUAUUAUCUAUAGAUGUUAAAAGAAAACUAUCAAGUCAUGUUGGAGUCUAUAAGACUGAAAACAGUAUUUAAGGGCUUCAUUAGAUCAAUCAUCCAUACCUACUUUGUGAUUUUUAGAGAAUAUUUAACCCUUACCAAAAUCACUCCAUGUGCCCAUGGUUUAUAUGGUCGUGUUGUCUACUCGAGUCAAAGUCUAAGCUAGGUCUAUACAUUGUGCUUGUGGAUCUAGAUCUGUCUUAUGUUACUUAGAGAAACUCCAUUCUUUAUAAAUGAAAAUCAGCUCUCAUGGCCAUGGUUCAUUGCCCUUGGCAAAAUACAAAGUAAAAUGUGAUCCCUACUGCCCCUUGUUAAUGAUUCCUGCCCAACUUGUACAUUUGAAGCCAGCACAAGAAGGCAUUUUAUUACUUUUACUGUCAUUUUAUGCUCUUCUGUGUAGUCAGAUCAUGUCAUACAAUGCCACAUUCAGAAGUGUUUUGAGGUCCCCAUUAUGACAACCAAUAUGUUUCCAGUGGCUUCUUACUAGGUAAGGAACUUGAUCAAUUCAGUUAAAUAUAGAAAUUGAUGGUUGUAUAGCAUAAGUCAAGAAUGUUUGCACAGUUUUUCUGCUAAGAAUUGCACAGAAACUUUGAUCAUUUCUAGCAUAAAGUGGUAUAAGUGGUCAUACAAAAAUUAUUGUAAGAGUGGUGAUUGUGUGACAGAUAAUUGUAUAACCCAAAUAAAAGAUCAUUGUAAAAGUUAAUAGUUUGCUGUGCUGGAUUAACAAAGUGUAUGAGAUAUUUUCUUUUCCAGUGUAAAUAAUUUCCAAAGUGAAACUAAAACUUUAAGAAUCUUUGUUAGCCUCAGGAUUUUUUUUUUUAGAUGUUUUCAUUUAUAAUGUUCAUUAAAAAUGAAAAUCUAGAAAAGUUAUUUGCUGGAUUUUAAAGCAUUUAAGCAGCUAAGUUAAUUACAUUUGUGAAAAAAAUCACCAAUACUUAUUUCUUAACAAGUCAAUUGCCAAUCUCCCUUUCACGUAAAACAGAAACAGGAGUAAACUGGAUAACUAAGACUGUUAUAUGACAGUUGCUCCCUUUCUCAGUAUUUAUUUAAUAUUCAAAUAUGUUGCUGUAGUAUUUCUGCAUAUUAUCAGUAAGGUAAAUACAACAAAAAUAGAGAAUACUCAUAACAGCAGAAAAUAAAAAUGACUUCAUGAAUUAUUUUAUACCUGAAUAUUGGCCAUUCUUAUCUUGUUUUUCAUGUGGCUUCAUUUGUAAGUGGAAUAUGACAUAAAAUAAAUUUCCAGCUUCA
Limulus polyphemus (Atlantic horseshoe crab) is the source of this 8777-nucleotide messenger RNA. RefSeq names its product zinc finger CCCH domain-containing protein 15-like. The record is from RefSeq and is a predicted model, not a curated record. Gene Ontology annotation, cellular component: cytosol. Gene Ontology annotation, biological process: cytoplasmic translation. Gene Ontology annotation, molecular function: metal ion binding; mRNA binding. Bases 101 to 1300 code for a protein of 399 amino acids. Lineage: Eukaryota; Metazoa; Arthropoda; Merostomata; Xiphosura; Limulidae. The transcript has 11 exons.